AUGGCAGCGUCUAACUACACCCUGAAGGUCAACAGGGGCCUUUUGGACCCGAACUUUGAGAGUUACCGGCUGUCUCUGGACGCCAUCCCGACGUACAACGUAGAGCUGGAUGCCGCUGUGGAGGAGGUGAAGCUGAAGGACUCUCAGUACACGCUGGAGCACAUGCGUGCCUUUGGCAUGUUCAACUACCUGCACCUGGACCCCUGGUACCAGGACAGCGUGCUGUUUGUGGACUGCAAAGGACGGGUUCUGAAUCUCACCGUCACCCUGGACACGGCCCUGGGGAAGCCCAGGGAGGUGUUCUCCCUGGGGGCCGAGCCGGGCCGGGGGGGGGAGCGGGUGUGCCCCUCCCUCAGCCUCACCUCGGCCACCUGGGCUGCCCUCCUCUCGCACGUCCAGGAGGGCGUCCACGCCGUGGAGGUCCUGCUGCUGCGCGUCCAGAAAGACCCGCCGGACACCCCGGGAAGUGGCUUCUCUGUGUCUCUGGAGUGGAUCACG
Menidia menidia (Atlantic silverside) is the source of this 498-nucleotide messenger RNA. NCBI's taxonomy places the organism in Eukaryota, Metazoa, Chordata, Actinopteri, Atheriniformes, Atherinopsidae. The record is from the annotation of a GenBank genome assembly.